AUGGCCAUUCUCUCCAUGGGGGCUGUGAUGAUGUCCCAGAUGUGGAUGCUGAGAUGGGUCGUCCUACUGAUGGGGCUCCAGCAGACACAAGCAGGUGCACAGUACGGCACAGUGACAGUGCUCCCUGACGUGACAAAUCUGAUCGUAACUACUGUUAAACCGAAUCCUGACAAUGGGUCUCCAACCUGCAGCACAUGGGGAAAUUCCCACCUCAAGACCUUUGAUGGUCAUUUCUUUCAAGUGCCAGACACAUGCAACUACAUUUUGGCCAGUUUGUGCAACGAAGAGGAACAUUCUGAUUUUAACAUUAAAAUGCAAAGAGAGAUUGUAAAUAACUCAGUCACUUUCAGCAAAAUCACAGUAGAUCUUCAGGGGACAGUCGUUGAACUCAUAUCCAACAAGAUCUUCAUGGACGGAAAAGAGUUGUUUCAUUCAACACUUAAGAAUGGAAUUACAGUCAAAAUGAGUACAUCAGGUGUUAAGAUCACUAACAAUCAUGGGGUGAAUGUCUUUUGGGAGAAGGACCAAUCUUUAUUGAUUGAACUUCCUGAAAAGUACCGAGGCCAGACCUGUGGACUUUGUGGAAACUUCAAUGGCAACAAGACUGAUGAUUCAUUUGACAACGAUUUGGCCAAAUGGAAAGUGCCUCUAUUGGGAUCAUGUGAGGACGUCAAAAUUCAACGAAAUGAUCAGUGCAAAAACCAGUCCCUGACAGAUACCUGCCAGUAUUAUCUCAGCAGUCCGGGGUUUAGUAACUGUUACGGGGAGCUGGACAUGAGUUCAUUUCAAAAAGCCUGUGAAGACGACAUGUGUCAGUGUUAUGGCAAUCGUGACUGCAUCUGCAACACGCUCUCUGAGGUUUCACGACAAUGCGCUCAUGCUGGAAGAAUACCAGGAACAUGGAGAACAGAACAGCUCUGUCCAAAGACGUGUCCUCUGAACCUGCAAUACAUGGAGUGUGGGAGUCCAUGCAAGAGCACCUGCUUAGGUCAAGAUGCAGAUUCACAGUGUAAAGAACACUGUGUGGAUGGCUGUUUCUGCCCUAAUGGUACGGUUGAGGAUGACGUUGGUAAGAGUGGCUGUGUUCCUGUGAACGAGUGCCCUUGUGAGCAUGAUAACAAAGUAUAUCGAUCAGGAGAGUCUUACAGACAAGCUUGCAAAGAAUGUAACUGCACUGCUGGACGCUGGACUUGUACAUACCUGGAAUGUCCCGGAAUCUGCUCUGUUGUUGGAGGGUCUCACGUCACCACUUAUGAUGGAAAGACCUUCACCUUCAGUGGCAACUGUGACUACAUCCUCACUAAGCACUCUAAUAACAGUGGCAUUGCAGUUGUGGGAAAUUUGGCCAAGUGUGAUUGGGGCCGAUCAGACACAUGUCUAAAUUCAGUUACCCUUGUCAUUUCAGGGACUACUAUUCAUUUUUCCUACACUGGUUUUGUGACACUGAAUGGAAACAGACUAUAUCAGCUUCCUGACACCACAGGUCCUGCGAGCAUCUUCCAGCCCUCGUCCUCUUUCAUCAUUGCUGAUAUGAAUAGUCUUCGUCUGGAGAUCCAGUUGGCUCCAGUCAUGCAGUUGUAUAUUGUUGCCAGACCUGAAGAGAAAGGAAAGAUGAGCGGUCUAUGUGGAAACUAUAAUGAUGUCCAAUUAGAUGACUUCAAAAUACAGUCGGGCAUCACAGAGGGCACACAAAUACCCUUUGUCAACUUUUGGAAAAACCAAAACACUUGUCGAAAUCUUAAAAACACAUUUGACAGCCCUUGCAGUCUGCAAUUAGAGAUAGAGAAAAUGGCUCAAAACUGGUGUUCCCGUCUUACAAACCAAACUGGAAUAUUUUCUGCAUGUCAUUCACAAAUAUCUCCUGACAUUUACUACGACUGGUGUGUCUAUGACACCUGCAAAUGUGCAGAUAUUAAGAGAUGUAUGUGUGCGGCCGUGUCCAACUAUGCCCACGCCUGUGCUGCCAGAGGAAUCAUUCUCCAGGGCUGGAUAGAAUUAUCCCCCUGUGAUGAGAACUCCAUAAUGACUAAGUGUGAAGGCAAUAUGAAGUAUUCCUACAACGUGACCAGCUGUGGCAGCACAUGCCGCUCUCUUAGUGGACAAGAUAGCGCCUGCCAAAGGUCCUUCACACCUGUAUUUGGGUGUGUCUGUCCUGAAAACACCUACCUCAAUGAUGAAAGGAACUGUGUGCCUGCUGAACAGUGUCCUUGUUACAGUGGCAACCAGUUCAUAGAGCCGUCAGGAAUAAUCUACAAAAAUGGUGUUGAAUGCACCUGUAACCUUGGCAAAUUACACUGCUCCAGCCAAGUAGAUUGUAAGGCUCCAAAGGUCUUCUUCAACUGCUCAAAUUAUGAACAAGGUCACAAAGGGACAGAGUGUCAGAGGACAUGCGAGAAACAAGACCCCAACAAUUGUGUGAGUACUGGGUGUGUAUCAGGGUGUAUGUGUCCAGAUGACCUUCUGGUUAAUGGGACAGGUCACUGUGUGGAGAGGGCACACUGCACCUGUGUCCACAACGGAAUCUACUAUUUACCUGGAAAGCAAGUUCAAGAGGACUGUAACAUCUGCAUAUGCAAAAAUGGGAUAUGGAAAUGUACUGAAAAUGCGUGCUACGGCACCUGUACCAUCUACGGUGAAGGUCAUUUCAGGACUUUUGAUGGCAAGAGAUACUCCCUUUACAGAGAAUGCGAACACACCAUAGCCCGUGAUAACUGCAAUAUGAACCAGACUCUCUCCUUCAGCCUUGUCACACAGAACAAACUAUGUGAGACCACCAACACCAUCUGCAAGUCUAUCAGUCUCAAAUUUGGGAGAUCUGAGAUACUUUUAUCAGAGGAUGGAGUCAAAGUUGUUGAGAGCAAUAGCACUGAUCACCGAUAUAAGAUCCAUUCUGCUGGGAUAUAUAUUGUCACAGAGAUCGAAGAUCUUUUGAACUUAAUCUGGGACAAUAAAACAAGUUUGACACUCCAACUCAAUCCGAAAUUUAAGGGCAAGGUGUGUGGACUGUGUGGAAACUUUGAUGGUAAUGCAAACAAUGAAUUUAUGAAGCAUAAUGGCGAAGUGGUGACGGAUCCAAAAGAUUUUGGAAAUAGCUGGAAAGCGAAUCCCGACUGCCCAGAUUUGACAAACAUGAUAGACUUUUGUAAAGAAAAUUUACAUCGGAAUGUCUGGGCUGAAAAACGAUGCAACAUCAUAAGAAGUGAUGUCUUUAAAAAUUGCCAUGCACUUGUGGAUUCUGUUCCAUACUAUGAAGACUGUGUAAGUGACACCUGUACAUGUGACACUGGGGGUGACUGUGAUUGUUUCUGUACUGCAGUAGCAGCUUACGCUGCUGAAUGUCGUAAAAUGGGGGUUUGCGUGAAAUGGCGGAGCCCAAGCAUUUGCCCUUUAUUCUGUGACUUCUACAACCCUGAUGAAACAACAUGUGAGUGGCAUUAUAAAGCCUGUGAAUCUGCCUGCCUGAUAACCUGCGAAAACCCCUCAGGAAAUUGCUCUGAUCAAAUUCCUUUGCUUGAAGGAUGUUUUCCUAAGUGCCCUCCAGAAACUCCAUAUUUUUCGUAUGAAACCAUGAAAUGUGUUAAAAUUUGUAACUGUACCCAUAACAAUAUUCAAAUCCCUGGAUUAACUGUGGACCACUCAUAUGAGGAAGGAAAAUGCAUUGAAUGUAAAGAAAAUGGGAAAAUAAGAAUAUAUAAUUGUACUACGGUGACAACUACGACUCCUAAAUCGCCUACCACCACUACCACUCUCCACGACUCCUACAGUGCCUACCACCACUACCACUGUGAGACCGCCAUCUACGACAACAGAGACUUCCACUGCCAGCUCUACAACUACUACGGUGACGCCUACGACUCCUACAGUGCCUACCACCACUACCACUGUGACACCGCCAUCUACGACAACAGAGACUUCCACUGCCAGCUCUACGACUACGAUUCCUACAGUGCCUACCUCCACUACCAAUGUGACACCGCCAUCUACGACAACAGAGACUUCCACUGUCAGCUCUACAACUACGACUCCUACAGUGCCUACCACCACUACCACUGUGACACCGCCAUCUACGACAACGGAGACUUCCACUGCCAGCUCUACGACUACGACUCCUACAGUGCCUACCACCACUACCACUUGCCUACAACUUCUACCACUGUGACACCGCCAUCUACUACAACAGAGACUUCAACUGUCAGCUCUACGAUUAGGACUCCUACACUACCUAGCACCACUACCACUGUGACACCACCAUCUACUACAACAGAGACUUCCACUGCCAGCUCUACGAUUAGGACUCCUACAGUGCCUACCAGCACUACCACUGUGACACCGCCAUCUACAACUACAGAGAAUUCCACUGCCAGCUCUUCGACUACGACUCCUACAGUGCCUACCACCACUACCACUGUGACACCGCCAACUACAACUACAGAGACUUCCACUGCCAGCUCUACAACUACUACAACUUCCACUGCCAGCUCUACGACUACGACUCCUACAGUGCCUACCACCACUACCACUGUGACACCGCCAUCUACAACUACAGAGACUUCCACUGCCAGCUCCACGACUCCUAUAGUGCAUACAUCCACUACCACUGUGACACCACCAUCUACGACAACAGGAACUCCUAUAGUGCCUAGCACCACUACCACUGUGACACCACCAUCUACGACAACAGAGACUUCCACUGCCAGCUCUACGACUACUACAGUGACGACCACGACUCCUACAGAGCCUAGCACCAUUACCACUGUGACACCGCCAUCUACAACAACAGAGACUUCCACUGCCAGCUCUACGACAAUGACUCCUACAGGGCCUACCACCACUACCACUGUGGCACCGCCAUCUACGACAACAGAGACUUCCACUGCCAGCUCUACGACUACUACUCCUACAGUGCCUACCACCACUACCACUGUGGCACCGCCAACUACAACUACAGAGACUUCGACUGCCAGCUCUACAACUACUACAGUGACACCUACAACUCCUACAGUGCCUACCACCAUUACCACUGUGACACCGCCAUCUACGACAACAGAGACUUCUACAGUGCCUAGCACCACAACCACUGUGACACCACCAUCUACGACAACAGAGACUUCCACUGCCAGCUCUACGACUACGACUCCUACAGUGCCUACCACCACUACCACUGUGACAACGCCAUCUACAACUACAGAGACUUCCACUGCCAGCUCCACGACUCCUAUAGUGCAUACAUCCACUACCACUGUGACACCACCAUCUACGACAACAGGAACUCCUAUAGUGCCUAGCACCACUACCACUGUGACACCACCAUCUACGACAACAGAGACUUCCACUGCCAGCUCUGCGACUACUAAAGUGACGACCACGACUCCUACAGAGCCUAGCACCAUUAUCACUGUGACACCGCCAUCUACAACAACAGAGAUUUCCACUGCCAGCUCUACGACAAUGACUCCUACAGGGCCUACCACCACUACCACUGUGGCACCGCCAUCUACGACAACAGAGACUUCCACUGCCAGCUCUACGACUACUACUCCUACAGUGCCUACCACCACUACCACUGUGACACCGCCAACUACAACUAAAGAGACUUCGACUGCCAGCUCUACAACUACUACAGUGACACAUACGACUCCUACAGUGCCUACCACCACUACCACUGUGACACCACCAUCUACGACAACAGGAACUCCUAUAGUGCCUAGCACCACUACCACUGUGACACCGCCAUCUACGACAACAGAGACUUCCACUUCCAGCUCUACGACUACUACAGUGACGACCACGACUCCUACAGUGCCUAGCACCAUUACCACUGUGACACCGCCAUCUACAACAACAGAGACUUCCACUGCCAGCUCUACGACAAUGACUCCUACAGUGCCUACCACCACUACCACUGUGACACCACCAUCUACGACAACAGAGACUUCCCCUGCCAGCUCUACGACUAUGACUCCUACAGUGCCUACCACCACUACCACUGUGACACUGCCAACUACAACUACAGAGACUUCCACUGCCAGCUCUACAACUACUACAGUGACACCUAGAACUCCUACAGUGCCUACCUCCACUUCCACUGUGACACCGCCAUCUACGACAACAGGGACUUCCACUGCCAGCUCUACGACAAUGACUCCUACACUGCCUACCACCACUACCACUGUGAUACCGCCAUCUUCGACAACAGAGACUUCCACUGCCAGCUCUACGACUGCGACUCCUAUAGUGCCUACCACCAAAACCACUGUGACACCGCCAUCUACAACUACAGAGACUUCCACUGCCAGCUCCACGACUCCUAUAGUGCAUACAUCCACUACCACUGUGACACCACCAUCUACGACAACAGGAACUCCUAUAGUGCCUAGCACCACUACCACUGUGACACCGCCAUCUACGACAACAGAGACUUCCACUGCCAGCUCUACGACUACUACAGUGACGACCACGACUCCUACAGAGCCUAGCACCAUUUCCACUGUGACACCGCCAUCUACAACAACAGAGACUUCCACUGCCAGCUCUAUGACAAUGACUCCUACAGGGCCUACCACCACUACCACUCUCUACGACUACUACUCCUACAGUGCCUACCACCACUACCACUGUGACACCGCCAACUACAACUACAGAGACUUCGACUGCCAGCUCUACAACUACUACAGUGACACCUACAACUCCUACAGUGCCUACCACCAUUUCCACUGUGACACCGCCAUCUACGACAACAGAGACUUCUACAGUGCCUAG
Messenger RNA from Carassius gibelio (silver crucian carp), 6759 nucleotides. Its product is annotated as mucin-2. The coding region runs from base 1 to 6759 and encodes 2252 amino acids. Gene Ontology annotation, molecular function: protein binding. The record is from RefSeq and is a predicted model, not a curated record. Lineage: Eukaryota; Metazoa; Chordata; Actinopteri; Cypriniformes; Cyprinidae. Gene Ontology annotation, cellular component: extracellular matrix. The transcript is spliced from 32 exons.